GAAACUGACACAAAGUAGCGGGCCGAGGCCCUGGGGGGAGAGGGGCUGCAGCUGGGGGGGCGGGAGCCCGCGGGGAGCUGAGCCGAGCGCCCCCCGCCCCAGCUCCCGGCAUGGGCAGGACGUGGCCGCCGGGGCGGGCGCCGAGCGCUGAGCGCUGAGGGUCUCCCAUGGGAUUGCUGGGACCUUGCUGGGUGAGAUGGCACUGUGUGCAAAAAAGCGCCCCCCAGCUCCGGUGCCUCCCUGGGGGGCCGCCCCAUCGGAGCCGCUGAGGCCGAGGACAGACCGACAGACAGCCCGCCCUUCCCCCGCUCAAACUGGGAUCAUGACGGUCCCCAAGGAGAUGCCCGAGAAGUGGGCCCGGGCCGGGGCUCCCCCCUCCUGGAGCCGAAAGAAACCCUCUUGGGGGACAGAAGAAGAAAGGAGGGCGCGGGCCAAUGACCGAGAAUACAAUGAGAGAUUCCAGUAUGCGAGUAACUGCAUCAAGACCUCCAAGUACAAUAUUCUCACCUUCCUGCCUGUCAACCUCUUUGAGCAGUUCCAGGAAGUUGCCAAUACCUACUUCCUGUUCCUUCUCAUUCUGCAGUUGAUCCCACAGAUCUCCUCCCUCUCCUGGUUCACCACCAUUGUGCCUUUGGUUCUUGUCCUCACAAUCACAGCUGUUAAAGACGCCACUGAUGACUAUUUCCGCCACAAGAGUGAUAACCAGGUGAAUAACCGUCAGUCUCAGGUGCUGAUCAAUGGAAUCCUCCAGCAAGAGCAGUGGAUGAAUGUCUGUGUUGGUGAUAUUAUCAAGCUAGAAAAUAACCAGUUUGUGGCGGCGGAUCUCCUCCUCCUUUCCAGCAGUGAGCCCCAUGGGCUGUGUUACAUAGAGACAGCAGAACUCGAUGGAGAGACCAACAUGAAAGUACGGCAGGCGAUUCCAGUCACCUCGGAAUUGGGAGACAUCAGUAAGCUUGCCAAGUUUGAUGGUGAAGUGAUCUGCGAACCUCCCAACAAUAAGCUGGACAAAUUCAGCGGAACCCUCUACUGGAAGGAGAACAAGUUCCCCCUGAGCAACCAGAACAUGCUGCUGCGGGGCUGCGUGCUGCGAAACACCGAGUGGUGCUUCGGGCUGGUCAUCUUUGCAGGUCCUGACACUAAGUUGAUGCAGAACAGCGGCAGGACAAAGUUCAAGAGAACAAGUAUUGAUCGCCUAAUGAAUACACUGGUGCUCUGGAUUUUUGGAUUUCUGGUCUGCAUGGGGGUGAUCCUAGCCAUUGGCAAUGCCAUCUGGGAGCACGAGGUUGGGACACGCUUCCAGGUCUACCUGCCCUGGGAUGAGGCGGUGGACAGUGCCUUCUUCUCUGGCUUCCUCUCCUUCUGGUCCUACAUCAUCAUCCUUAACACCGUCGUGCCCAUAUCGCUCUAUGUCAGCGUGGAGGUCAUCCGCCUGGGCCACAGCUACUUCAUCAACUGGGACAAGAAGAUGUUCUGCAUGAAGAAGCGGACGCCCGCGGAGGCCCGCACCACCACCCUGAACGAGGAGCUGGGCCAGGUGGAGUACAUCUUCUCUGACAAGACAGGCACCCUCACCCAGAACAUCAUGGUCUUCAACAAGUGCUCCAUCAACGGCCGCAGCUACGCUCCAGGCAAUAGGGGAGCUCCUUGGCUGUUUGAAGUGAAGCCCAAGACACUGGCCCCUGGGCACACCGGCCAGGUUGGACCUUGUCAGCCCUGCUGGAGUCUAGACUCUCCCUGUGUUGCUGUCCAGGGCCCUUGUGACGUGUUCGAUGUCCUGGGCCACAAAGCUGAAUUGGGAGAGAGGCCUGAACCCGUCAACUUCUCCUUCAAUCCUCUGGCUGACAAGAAGUUCUUAUUUUGGGACCCUACCCUCUUGGAGGCUGUCAAGAUGGGGGACCCACACACGCACGAGUUCUUCCGCCUCCUUUCCCUGUGUCACACCGUCAUGUCAGAAGAAAAGAACGAAGGGGAGCUGUACUACAAAGCCCAGUCGCCAGACGAGGGGGCUCUGGUCACCGCAGCCAGGAACUUUGGUUUCGUAUUCCGCUCUCGUACACCCAAGACCAUCACUGUCCACGAGAUGGGCACAGCCAUCACCUACCAGCUGCUGGCCAUCCUGGACUUCAACAACAUCCGCAAACGGAUGUCAGUCAUAGUGCGGAAUCCAGAGGGGAAGAUCCGACUGUACUGCAAAGGGGCUGACACCAUCUUGCUGGACAGACUCCACCACUCCACCCAAGAGCUCCUCAACAUCACCACUGACCACCUGAAUGAGUACGCGGGCGAAGGGCUGAGGACCCUGGUCCUGGCCUACAAGGAUCUGGAUGAAGAGUACUACGAGGAGUGGGCCGAGAGACGGCUCCAGGCCAGCCUGGCCCAGGACAGCCGGGAGGACCGGCUGGCCAGCGUCUACGAGGAGGUUGAGAGCGACAUGAUGCUGCUGGGCGCCACGGCCAUUGAGGAUAAGCUUCAGCAAGGGGUUCCAGAGACCAUCGCCCUCCUGACGCUGGCCAACAUCAAGAUCUGGGUGCUGACAGGGGACAAGCAAGAGACGGCCGUGAACAUUGGCUAUUCCUGCAAGAUGCUGACGGACGACAUGACGGAGGUGUUCAUCGUCACUGGCCACACGGUCCUGGAAGUGCGGGAGGAGCUCAGGAAAGCCCGGGAGAAGAUGAUGGACUCGUCCCGCACUGUAGGCAACGGCUUCACCUACCAGGAGAAGCUUUCUUCUUCCAAGCUCACUUCUGUCCUGGAAGCCGUGGCUGGGGAGUACGCCCUGGUCAUCAACGGGCACAGCCUGGCCCAUGCGUUAGAGGCAGACAUGGAGCUGGAGUUUCUGGAGACAGCCUGUGCCUGCAAAGCUGUCAUCUGCUGCCGGGUGACCCCCUUGCAGAAGGCACAAGUGGUGGAACUGGUUAAGAAGUACAAGAAGGCUGUGACCCUUGCCAUCGGAGAUGGAGCCAACGACGUCAGCAUGAUCAAAACGGCUCACAUUGGUGUGGGCAUCAGUGGGCAGGAAGGGAUCCAGGCUGUCCUGGCCUCCGAUUACUCCUUCUCCCAGUUCAAGUUCCUGCAACGCCUCCUGCUGGUGCAUGGGCGCUGGUCCUACCUGCGCAUGUGCAAGUUCCUCUGCUAUUUCUUUUACAAGAACUUCGCUUUCACCAUGGUCCACUUCUGGUUUGGCUUCUUCUGCGGCUUCUCGGCCCAGACCGUCUAUGACCAGUAUUUCAUCACCCUUUAUAACAUCGUGUACACCUCCCUCCCGGUCCUGGCUAUGGGGGUCUUCGAUCAGGAUGUCCCGGAGCAGCGGAGCAUGGAGUACCCUAAGCUGUAUGAGCCAGGCCAGCUGAACCUCCUCUUCAACAAGCGUGAAUUUUUCAUCUGCAUCGCCCAGGGCAUCUACACAUCUGUGCUCAUGUUCUUCAUCCCCUAUGGGGUGUUUGCUGAGGCCACCCGCGAUGAUGGCACCCAGCUGGCUGACUACCAGUCCUUUGCGGUCACCGUGGCCACUUCACUGGUCAUCGUGGUCAGUGUGCAGAUUGGGCUGGAUACCGGCUACUGGACGGCCAUCAACCACUUCUUCAUCUGGGGCAGCCUGGCGGUUUACUUUGCUAUCCUCUUUGCCAUGCACAGCAAUGGGCUCUUCGACAUGUUUCCAAACCAAUUCCGGUUUGUGGGUAAUGCCCAGAACACCCUGGCCCAGCCCACCGUGUGGCUGACCAUCGUGCUCACCACAGUCGUCUGCAUCAUGCCUGUGGUCGCCUUUCGGUUCCUCAGGCUGAACCUGAAGCCGGAUCUCUCGGACACGGUCCGCUACACCCAGCUGGUGAGGAAGAAGCAGAAGGCCCAGCACCGCUGCAUGAGGCGGGUGGGUCGCACGGGUUCCCGGCGCUCUGGCUACGCCUUCUCCCACCAGGAGGGCUUCGGGGAGCUCAUCAUGUCUGGCAAAAACAUGCGGCUCAGCUCCCUGGCGCUCUCUGGCUUCACCACCCGCUCCAGCUCCAGCUGGAUUGAGAGCCUGCGCAGGAAGAAGAGUGACAGCGCCAGCAGCCCCAGCGGAGGGGCUGACAAGCCCCUCAAGGGGUGACGGCUGGGACGGGGACGCCCCUUGCCGGUGAUCAGCGCACGCAGGGCUGGCCGGCCACCGAGAGGACAGCAUCUCGGAACUGUGGGUCCUCAUUCCUUGCCCAGGUCCUCAUCCCAUCUCCCCUGGUAGACUCUGUCCUGCUGGUCCCACUAGGAGUGGCUGGGGCAUCCCCAGCCCAGGGCCCUCCUAGCAGUUGGGAGGGUGGAGGGGGCCGGCCCCAAGGGCAGAGCGGGGGCUGACCAGCCCCAGUGGGGGAUCAGAUGUGGAACCAAAAACAGAAGAAAAAACUGUGAGAGAUUGUGUCUGCCCCUGCCCUGCCUGGGAACCCACAGGGAGACUGUAAUCUCUGUAUUUUUUUACUCCCACUCCCCAGAGGGGCCCCAGAGCCCCUGUUCCUGAAUUACACAAGAAUGUAUCAUGCCGGGAAGCCAGAGACCUGCUGGGGCCCUCGGCCCCUCACAGUGUGUGUGUCUCUCCUUGAUGUGUGUUUGUGUCCAGUUUGGUUUUGUCUCUUUUAUUUGGCAAGUGGAGGAGGCCUUUAUAUGACUUUUA
This is a messenger RNA of Delphinapterus leucas (beluga whale), 4639 nucleotides long. RefSeq names its product ATPase phospholipid transporting 8B2 (gene ATP8B2). Gene Ontology annotation, biological process: phospholipid translocation; Golgi organization. The record is from RefSeq and is a predicted model, not a curated record. Gene Ontology annotation, cellular component: plasma membrane; trans-Golgi network. Gene Ontology annotation, molecular function: magnesium ion binding; ATPase-coupled intramembrane lipid carrier activity; ATP binding. NCBI's taxonomy places the organism in Eukaryota, Metazoa, Chordata, Mammalia, Artiodactyla, Monodontidae.